Messenger RNA from Panicum virgatum (switchgrass), 423 nucleotides. RefSeq lists its product as uncharacterized. Bases 1 to 423 code for a protein of 140 amino acids. NCBI's taxonomy places the organism in Eukaryota, Viridiplantae, Streptophyta, Magnoliopsida, Poales, Poaceae. Gene Ontology annotation, molecular function: DNA helicase activity. The transcript has a single exon. The record is from RefSeq and is a predicted model, not a curated record. Gene Ontology annotation, biological process: DNA repair; telomere maintenance.
AUGUCUGAGGAUUAUCGUCGCAACAAUCCAUCAGAUGCUAUUGUUGAGCAGAUGGUCCUAAUUGAUAUUAGAAACAUGCUACAAUCAAUGGGGAAGGAUAUAAAAUCAUUCCCUCUUCCUGAGAUUGAUAACACUUAUGAUGACGCUUGUGGUGUUCCACGAGAGAUAUUUGAGGAAUCAAAUAUAGAGAGCACCGAGGAUGAUGUGGACUUAUCUGAGUCACUUAACAAUGAGCAGAGGGCUGCUUACGAUGAGAUCUUGUUAUCUAUUGAUUCCAAUGACGGCGGGUUGUUUUUUGUGGAUGGCCCUAGUGGCACCAGAAAAACAUUCUUGUAUAGGGCUUUGCUUGCCAAAGUCCACAGUCAGAACAAGAUCGCUGUUGCGACUGCUACGUCUGGGGUUACUGCAUCCAUAAUGCAUUAA